AUGGCCCUAGCUAAAGAAGCAGCAGCUAAGGCAGCAAAGGCGGCUGAAGAUGUUGCAGCUAAAGCUUCUACAGCAGUCGAUGCUACAACAGCUGUAGAGAGGGAAGUGCUAGACGUGGCCCCAAUUGAGGUUGAACAUGCUCCACCUUCAACUCCUACAGGCACUAGGAGGAGCUUGUGCUGGGAUCUCCAAGUUGUGUCUGAGCUUGAUGAAACAGCAACUGCAUUGGUGGACCCGCCUGCUAAAAAGAUGACUCCAAGGAGGAAGAUGCUAGCUACAAAGACAAGGAAGAGUCCAGCCAAGAAGGGAAAGAAAUGA
Messenger RNA from Miscanthus lutarioriparius, 318 nucleotides. The record is from the annotation of a GenBank genome assembly. NCBI's taxonomy places the organism in Eukaryota, Viridiplantae, Streptophyta, Magnoliopsida, Poales, Poaceae.